AUGGGUUGCGCCUCCUCCAGAUUCCUCAAGGACGAGGAUGGCGGCGUGAUCGUCGGCGCCGGCAUUGGACACCACAUCGUCUCCCUGACCUCUACAACCUACGGCCUGCUCACUACCCUCGACCAAAGUUCGACGCCCACUGACCUGAUUAGCACCGUCUUCUCGCCCUCCCGCUCCCCUCAUCCUCCUCCUCCUCCGCCACCGCCGCCGCGGCCGCUGGUUUCCUCCCGAUUUCACCUUCGCUCGGCCACGGAGCCUGAGGUCAUCAACUCGCGAGAUAUCAUGGCCAGUUUCUACCCCAACAACACCCCUCCGUCACGGUCUCCCCUCCUCGCUCUCAGAGAUCCCAUCACUCGAAUCCGGAAGCUGUCUCCGAAUUCCAAGCCCCUCCUUUCCUUGUCCCCGGGAAAGGAGAACUUCAACUCCAACCGGUCCCUCCUCCCAUGCUUCGCUUCUGUUGCCGAGACGCAGGAACGGAAAUCGGGCGUCGCCGUCAAGCUGUUUAGUGAUCACAGCACCGUGCCAAGGGCGAGCUCCUGCUAUGCACUGGAGAUGUUUCCGAGGAGAUGCCCGCCUGGCGGUGAGAACGCCGCCGUCAUCUACACCACGACCCUCCGCGGGAUCCGGAAGACCUACGAGGACUGCAGCGCGGUGCGAGCGGCGCUGCAAGGACUCGGUGUCUGGUUCAAGGAGAGGGACGUGUCUAUGGAUAUGGGAUUCCGUCAGGAGCUGCGAGAGCUGUUGAAAGGCCUCCCCGACGCCGCCAUGCCAGUCACCCUGCCGAGGUUGUUCGUGAGGGCCAGGUACAUCGGCGGGCCGGAGGAGGUCCUCCGAAUCCACGAGGAAGGUGGCUUAGAGAAGCUGCUGGACGGGCUUCCGAGGGCGCAACCUGGUCACCUCUGCGACGGGUGCUGCGGAGACAGGUUCCUUCCCUGUUUCCGGUGCAAUGGGGGAAGGAAAUUGGUCGCGCUGACGGCGGCCGGUGGAGGAACUGGAAACGGCGGCUGCGGCGGCGGGAUAGUGAGAUGCCCCGAGUGUAAUGAGAAUGGCUUGGUCCCCUGCCCACUUUGCCGCUGA
Molecule: messenger RNA, 1077 nt
Organism: Spirodela intermedia
Lineage: Eukaryota; Viridiplantae; Streptophyta; Magnoliopsida; Alismatales; Araceae
Source: the annotation of a GenBank genome assembly